UCAACACUAUUCCUUCUUCGAUCUCUGUUGUUUGGGAUUGUGGAAUUCGAAGAUCGGAUCGACCGCUCUCUCACGUCUCUCGCCAUAACCAAUGCAAUAGUGGUACUGGUCUCUAAUCCAAACGUCGUCGUUUUUACUAACGGAAUUUGUUGCAGGUGCACUGUUGUAUGGACGUAGAUGACACCGGCGAGGAGGAAAGAGAUCAAGACUGUGAUCUAAACGAGUAUCGUAGAUAAUCUUCCGAUGAGAUUUGGAGGCCUCAGAGUUUCUUGCACCUCACGAAGUCGGUGAAGUGCGAGAGAGAGGAACAACACGAAGAACUAGUUGUUCACGCCUAAUUCUACUGGUUCUUGCUUGUGCUAAAUUACACGUUAGUUGCGGCAUCACUCUACAUCUCUCUAAUACAAGAAGAUAAAUUAGGCUACAGGGCAGAUCGAUAAAACAAUGUCUUCCUCUAAUUCACCUUGUGCGGCUUGCAAGUUUUUGAGGCGAAAGUGUGCUCAAGAGUGCGUUUUCGCUCCCUAUUUCCCCUCCGAUGAUCCGCAGAAAUUCGCGAGUGUUCACAAGGUGUUUGGUGCAAGUAACGUCGCAAAACUGCUUAAUGAACUCAAUGUGGCGCAGCGUAAAGAUGCGGUGGAGUCAUUGGCGUAUGAAGCUGAAGCGCGUCUUCGAGAUCCAGUUUAUGGAUGUGUGGGAUUAAUCUCGGUCCUCCAACACAAACUUAGGCAAGUGCAGAGUGAUCUCUUCAAUGCUAAGAAAGAACUUGUAACCUAUAUAGGUCCCCAGGCAAUGCUUCCUAUGAUACAACCUACACAUGCUUUUAUGCCACAACAACAUUUAGGCAAUCCAUCUUCGUCGAACAAUUUAAUGAAUGCUAUGAAUGCGCCCAUGAUGGGGAUUUCUACUGCUCAAACACAUGGUGCUCCGUUGGUGAUUAGGGAGCCUCAACAUCAACAUCAGCAUUCGCAUCCACAACAGCAACAGCAGAUGUAUGAAGCUCAACAAUUGGCGGCAGUGGUUGCAGCAAGAGAGCAGGAGAUGUUGAGGGUUUAUGAGGCGCAACAACAGCAGCAUCAGCAACAGGAACAAGACCAGGAACUUAUUGGCUUUAAUCAAAGUGGGUUUGAUGGUGCAGCAGGUUCAGUCACCGCCACCGGCUUUAAUCAGAUGAAUUCCGCCACCAUGUCUCCUUGUCUGGCUCUAGGGACAUUUGAUAAUCAGUAUCAGAUUCAGCCGCGGCAGCAAGAGCAUCAGCACCUUCCACUCGAAGAACAACUAUUGUUUCAGACACCACAGCCUCCUCAGACCCAACAACAACCACCACAACAAACACUACAACCACCGCAACAACAGAGGUCUGGAAGCGAUGAGGGUAGGAAUGGUGGACUGCCUUGAAAUACUAUUACAGCUAAUUUGCCCUUCUUACAACCUCCACUGAAGCAAAAUUUUCUAUUCUAGGCUAUGGAAUCACAAGCACAUGAAUACUUAUGUUAGUGAUUCACAGAGUUUGCACUCUAACGUAGAAACUACUCCAUCUCAAGGUGGAGUUGUAUCCAAUGCGAAGAAGACUCUGCAGGGAUGAAAGUUUACCGUAGAAGAAAACCAUGUUCUGGUGGUCCGCUUGGCUUAAUACAAGUCCAGAUCCAAUUCAGGGGACUGACUGACAAAUAGAAAAGACAUUCUGGAGUCGGAUUACAUUUUUCUACAAUGAGCACAGGGAGACAGAAGUACAAUUUGCUUAUCGAAAGAUCUCUAAAUAGUCAAUGGUCAAGUAUUCGAGUGCAGUGAAUAAGUUUAUUGGUUUUGUAACACAGGUUGAGGCAUUAAAUCCUUGGAAUAUAUUAUUUGCGAUUGUAUUAUUCUAGGGGAUAAAA
Tripterygium wilfordii is the source of this 1874-nucleotide messenger RNA. Its product is annotated as LOB domain-containing protein 36-like. The transcript has 4 exons. The coding region runs from base 445 to 1395 and encodes 316 amino acids. Lineage: Eukaryota; Viridiplantae; Streptophyta; Magnoliopsida; Celastrales; Celastraceae. The record is from RefSeq and is a predicted model, not a curated record.